Messenger RNA from Nylanderia fulva, 1448 nucleotides. RefSeq names its product Zinc/iron regulated transporter-related protein 88E (gene Zip88E). The record is from RefSeq and is a predicted model, not a curated record. Gene Ontology annotation, molecular function: zinc ion transmembrane transporter activity. NCBI's taxonomy places the organism in Eukaryota, Metazoa, Arthropoda, Insecta, Hymenoptera, Formicidae. Gene Ontology annotation, biological process: zinc ion transmembrane transport. Gene Ontology annotation, cellular component: plasma membrane.
UGAUAGCAAUAAGUGUUCGAGAGAGCUCUAUCUGUGUUUUAUCAUCGUCAAGAUUAGGGUCGCGCCUUGAGACGUCGCGUGUCUAUUAUCGUGCAGUAUAGUGACGCACGGCGUCUUUUCAGAGUGUUUCUUCUCAAACAAAGAUCUCGAGAGAUCUCGGUAGAAUCUCGACGGCAAACAUCCGAUGUGGAGUACGCGAGAAAGAAUCUAUAUAUCAAAUUGUCGUCGAACGAGACCAAUCUCGACGUCUGAAUUUCCGUAGCGUCGAGAUCGCUGGUGAUGCACUGAAGAAGAAAAAGAAUACUAUUAUGGCGAUGUUUGGUAACGCGGUGCAAGCGAAGCUGGCGUCGAUGGUGCUGAUCGGCGCCGGUAGCUUCUUCGUCGGCAUCACUCCCGCUUGCUUCAUCUCACGCGCGCAACGUCUACAGCGGAAACUGCUGCUCUCCUGCACCCUGUGCUUCGGCGCCGGAGUCCUCUUCGCCACUUCGAUGCUGCACGUAUUGCCAGAAGUGCGUGAGGACUUGCCGAAUCACGCCGAACUGGUGUACUCCUGCGGCUUCCUCGUACUUUACCUAGUCGAGGAAUGCGUUCAUUAUUUUUGUUCAUUAAGCAGCGCGACCGAGGUUCACGAUGAUUCCAGGCAUAGGAGUACGCACGAGCGAGGUUGUUUCAACUGUCGGGACCAUUCCCAUGGUGUCAGCUACAAUGCCGCCACACAAGACAGCAAAGUUUACGUAUCCGAGGGAGAUGCGAGAUUGUCGUUUAAUCAUCGACAGAGUUCCUUUGGUAACAACAACCCCAAUAGCACAUGGACGGUUGGCGGCUAUGGUACGACGCGGUGCAACGCACACGACGGCCCUUCGUCGGGUGAGGAGACUACAUUUUUGUGUCAUGGAAAUCACGGGGAGCAAUACACCGACACUAACACCGGCCUUGCUGGUCUCGUCCUCGCUCUUACUGUACACGCCAUCCUCGAAGGACUAGCGAUAGGGCUGCAAACGCAAAUCGCCGAGGUUUUGUUAUUAACCGGAGCCGUAGCGUCACACAAAUUUGUCGUCGGUUUCUGCUUGGGACUGGAAUUGGCGGGAGUCAGCAAAUCUGUGCCUAAAUUAGUAUUUGUAAUUUUCGUAUUCGCCAUUGGAUCUGUUAUCGGAAUUGGUAUUGGCAUGCUAACAUUUCAGGUAGAUACAGAUUGGUCAAAGGUAGCAUUACCGAUCUUGCAAGGUCUGGCAGGCGGAACUUUAUUGUAUGUUACUGUGAGUGAAGUUCUUCCAAGAGAAAGAGCGAAAUGGCACAAGAGUUUGCGCAGAUUUGCAAGUAUUUUGCAAUUUAUUUCGGUAUUUGCUGGAUUUAUUGUUAUUUUUCUUCUUAACAACUAUGUAGGUGAGUGAACUCUGUGAUUAUAUUAUAUUAAAUUUUAAAUUAAAUUAAAUAUAAGAUUCUUUAAA